Molecule: messenger RNA, 1819 nt
Organism: Sardina pilchardus (European sardine)
Lineage: Eukaryota; Metazoa; Chordata; Actinopteri; Clupeiformes; Clupeidae
Gene: ndufs8b
Product: NADH:ubiquinone oxidoreductase core subunit S8b
Exons: 6
Coding region: 815-1447 (210 amino acids)
Biological process (GO): mitochondrial respiratory chain complex I assembly; mitochondrial electron transport, NADH to ubiquinone
Cellular component (GO): membrane
Molecular function (GO): 4 iron, 4 sulfur cluster binding; NADH dehydrogenase activity
Source: RefSeq, a predicted model, not a curated record
UCUGACGUCUUGCGCGGCCAGACAGUUGCAGGACUGCGAUAGUCACGGUAAGUUUUAGCACUGCGUCAUUCGCCUUUUAUUCGACUCUGACGAGCCUUUUUAGUGAGUCUCACCUGUACGUUUCUUGUCGGUACACUGAAACUUCCUGUCAGCAUAAUUAAUAGCUCGUAUAGCCUAGGCGACAGCAGAUAGGCCACUGGUAAUUAUGAUGUAACGGGACACAUUUUUUUGCAUUUUGUUGAAAUAUUUCACCUAAGUUGCUGAUAUAAAAAAGGCUAUGGUAUAACUUCAUAAUUGUUGAGGAACAGGGUCAUAACUGCGACAUUUUACAUAUGUGCGCACAUUUCGCAGAGUUAGUAGCCUAAAUUACGCACUAAAUGUAUAACGCAAUAUAAAGUCAAAAAGUGUAGAUCUACAUAGAUGAAACCUGCUCUGAUGACGACUUCUGGUUAUUAUCAUGAUAUUGAUCAUUCUAAUUCAACACGUGCGACAGACAUCCCCAUAGCCUACAUACCACCAAUGAUUUGAGACACUGACAUUGAAUUGUGGUGACAGAAUUAAUCAUGGAAAUCAAUCCGUGUAUAAUAUUGCUUGAUUAUGUAAUCCAUUUUGCAUUUCAGCAGACCAUAAAAUACCCCACCAGCCUCUACUGCACUUCUUUGUAUGACUCAGCUAUGUUUUGCAAUGUUAUGAGUGUAGUGCAUCUGUGAUGUAAGCAGUAGGAUUGGGAACAGUGAUUAGGGAGGGACUAAGAGGAGAGGAAAUCUGGUUAGGCUGACCUCUCUUUCGCUCUCUCUAGUGUCAUUUUGCAACAAUGUCCACUGCAUUGCGACUUCUUUAUUGUACGUCUAGACCAGGCACUUUUGGAGUCAAUCCUGGCCUUGUCCGACCGUUCAGUCUGUCAGUCCAGAGAGAGGCAUUCAAGUAUGUAAAUGCACAGGAGGAGGCCACUGAUAUGAAGUCAAUAACAGACCGUGCUGCUCAGACACUCUUAUGGACUGAGCUCUUCAGAGGUUUAGGAAUGACAAUGAGUUACCUGUUCCGUGAGCCAGCCACCAUCAAUUACCCAUUUGAAAAAGGACCCCUGUCACCCCGUUUCCGUGGUGAGCAUGCUUUGCGCAGGUACCCCAAUGGAGAAGAGCGCUGCAUUGCCUGCAAACUCUGCGAAGCCAUCUGUCCUGCACAGGCCAUCACUAUUGAGGCUGAGACUCGUGCAGAUGGAAGCAGGAGGACAACCCGCUACGACAUUGACAUGACCAAGUGCAUCUACUGUGGUUUCUGCCAGGAGGCAUGUCCUGUUGAUGCCAUCGUAGAGGGGCCUAAUUUUGAGUACUCCACUGAGACUCAUGAGGAAUUGCUGUAUAACAAAGAGAAGCUGCUGAAUAAUGGUGAUCGCUGGGAAGCUGAGAUCGCCGCUAAUAUUGAGGCUGACUAUUUAUAUAGAUGAAUAACUUCAUGUUUUACAACACACACAUGCACACACACUGACACACACACACACACACACACACACACACACACACACACACACACACACACACACACACACAGUCAAAACAUAUAGCCUAUAUUUCAGAUAGGCUACUGACAACACUAUGUUAACCAACUUUAAGCCACACAAAUCUAACCUAUGUCAGAAUAAUAUUACACAUUAUGUCAGAAAUAGACAAAUCAAGUCCGCGCCAAUGUCAGUUAUACGCACAAUACUAGAAUAAAAGCUGGCUAAAACUAUGGACACAUUUUGUCCACAACACUUGAAUAACAACUGAUAAAUGAAUGUAGAGUGAUUUUGGAAAAUACAAUAAAGUUUUGAACAUAA